Molecule: messenger RNA, 1759 nt
Organism: Psammomys obesus (fat sand rat)
Lineage: Eukaryota; Metazoa; Chordata; Mammalia; Rodentia; Muridae
Gene: Hpgd
Product: 15-hydroxyprostaglandin dehydrogenase
Exons: 7
Coding region: 127-927 (266 amino acids)
Cellular component (GO): cytoplasm
Molecular function (GO): oxidoreductase activity, acting on the CH-OH group of donors, NAD or NADP as acceptor
Source: RefSeq, a predicted model, not a curated record
ACAGUUUCUUCCCCGCCCACUGGCAGGAGCUCCCAGGCCCGCUGCACGCGCGAGCAGGGGCCCAUAAAAGCUGCAGCGGCGCCGAGACGCGGAGCUCGCCCACCACCCGCAGAGCUGCGACCCGCCAUGCACGUGAACGGCAAAGUGGCCCUGGUGACCGGCGCGGCGCAGGGUAUAGGCAAAGCUAUCGUCGAGGCGCUGCUGCUCCGCGGCGCCAAGGUGGCGUUGGUGGAUUGGAACCUUGAGGCAAGUGUGAAGUGCAAAGCUGACCUGGAUGAACAGUUCGAACCUCAGAAGACUCUGUUCCUCCAGUGUGAUGUGGCCGACCAGGAACAACUGAGAGAUACUUUUAGAAAAGUCGUAGACCAUUUUGGAAGAUUGGAUAUUUUGGUCAAUAAUGCAGGAGUGAACAAUGAGAAAAACUGGGAACAGACUCUGCAAAUUAAUUUGGUUUCUGUUAUCAGUGGAACCUACCUUGGUUUGGAUUACAUGAGUAAGCAAAAUGGAGGUGAAGGUGGUGUCAUCAUCAACAUGUCUUCUUUAGCAGGGCUCAUACCUGUUGCACAGCAACCUGUUUACUGUGCUUCAAAGCAUGGCAUUGUUGGAUUCACACGCUCAGCGGCGAUGGCCGCUAACCUUAUGAAAAGUGGUGUAAGACUGAACGCCAUUUGUCCAGGCUUUGUCAACACACCCAUCCUUGAAUCCAUUGAAAAAGAAGAAAAUAUGGGCCAAUAUAUAAAAUAUAUGGAUCAAAUCAAGGCUAUGAUGAAAUUCUAUGGACUCUUGGAUCCAUCAACCAUUGCCAAUGGCUUAAUAACACUCAUUGAAGAUGAUGCUCUCAAUGGUGCCAUUAUGAAGAUCACAGUGUCUAAAGGAAUUCAAUUUCAUGACUACGACAUCUCUCCAUCUAUUGAAAACGCUCCAUGAACAUCUUAAGCAUCAGCUAUAACUGAAAAUAAGCACAUGUGACUCACUCAGACUGUAUCUUUAGUAAUAUAGCUUUUUCAAUGAAAUGCUGUAUUAUGAAACCUACCUUCAUGUAGCUGAUGUUAAUAUUUUUCCAAAUGAUUGGUUAAAUGUAUGGAUAAAGAUGUAUAAUAAGCUAGGAAAAAUACAGAGCAAACCAAAAACUGCGUUAUAACCUACAUAAUCUAUGGACAAAACAAAGGAUAUUCAAGAGGUAUUCUGCCUUUUAGAAAACAUGUUUAUAACUGUGGCUCAUAAAUAUUAAUGGUUUUCAGAAAGUCAUCUUAGAGGAGAUACUUGAAUUGUUAUUUAAAUCAAAGCAGAUUUUAAAUGAUUCACUUUGUAUGUUUGCACUUCAAAAGGGGAAAGCUCCUUUACAAUGGAAAUAUUUAGUAAUAACAGCUUGUACAUGAUCUGCAAGCUAAACAUUUCAACUCUUUGAAGAUGCGGUGUAUUUGGGGGUCAGUGUUAGGGAAUGAAUUCCAGUGUGACCAUGUCUCAGUGAAAAGUCUGAUGUGUAGAAAAAUGAUACUGUUACCAACACUGAGGAUUCACAGCUCAACCUCAAAGCAAGGAAGAUGAUUUCCUUUUCCUUCCUAAUUUAAAUUUUUAAUGGAUUCGAAAAACCUCAGGAAAGAAACUUUUGACAGUUAUAAAAAGGGAGUAGUAAAGUUUUAUAUGUACUGUAUAUGCUUAUUAAGAAUGACGCACAUGUAUUUUUCCAGAUUACUUCUUUGUUGCUUUGUACCGAUUUCAGAAGUGUCUGUCUUCCAAUAAAGCUAUUUUAUUCUAA